Paramacrobiotus metropolitanus is the source of this 2017-nucleotide messenger RNA. Its product is annotated as P2X purinoceptor 4-like. Gene Ontology annotation, cellular component: nuclear inner membrane; plasma membrane. Lineage: Eukaryota; Metazoa; Tardigrada; Eutardigrada; Parachela; Macrobiotidae. The transcript is spliced from 10 exons. The record is from RefSeq and is a predicted model, not a curated record. Gene Ontology annotation, molecular function: extracellularly ATP-gated monoatomic cation channel activity; purinergic nucleotide receptor activity. Bases 415 to 1839 code for a protein of 474 amino acids. Gene Ontology annotation, biological process: response to ATP; monoatomic cation transmembrane transport.
GUUGCGGUUGGCACCGAAACAAUGGACUGUAUUAUGGGUGUAGUGUGUCGCUUAGCGGGAGAGAGUGUUUAUUUGCUUUGUCCCUGAAUCGUAAUACCCCCGAUAUCAUCCAUCACAUGCGCAUACGGGAGUACGUGCGGCACAAGCCGCGCGCCAUGCUUAUCCGCGGAAAUCCGAGAAGAGUUUGACAAGUGAUUUUGCGGAUUUUCUUCUAUAGAUUGGCUUAAAUAAUUUAUCGCUAGAUACGUAUUCCCGGAUCAUUGCAUUAUUGCUGCAAAGCACGGGACGCAAGAAAUAACUUUAACUGUGCGUGUUAACUAGCGACAUUACCGCUUGGAUGAAUAUUUCUUGUCAUGAUGAGAUAUUACGGGAAAAUAUGAUCGCGUGGAUUUAUAAUUUUAUUGAAUGUAAUUAAUGAUCACCGUGGAUUUUCAUGCCGCAUCCAGCUGCGAUGUGAUGGCCAGCCCGAUGCAGUCCAAACCGCUGAUGUCCACGUGGAUAACGCGCUGUCUGGAUAUCGGUGCGGAUUUUCUCUUUGCCUAUGAAACGCCGAAAAUCAUCAAUAUCCGCAGCAAAAAAAUCGGCGCCAUCCACCGGCUGGUGCAGGCCGCCAUCGUCGCCUACGUCAUCGGAUACGUCUUCAUCUGGAGCAAGGGCUACCAGGAAGUGGACCACGUGGAGAGCAGCGUAGUGACCAAAGUCAAGGGACUGAUCCGCACGGCGCCGCCCUAUCCGCUCAACACGCACAUCUGGGACAGCAUCGAUUUCGUCAUUCCGCCACAGGAGAAUAAUGCCUUUUUUAUUGCCACCAAUCUCAUUGCUGCGCCGGAUCAAGUGCAGGCCGAUUGUCCCGAGGACGGCAAUGUAAAUAGUCCCAACGUGCGUUGCCGCGUUGACGCGGAAUGCCCAGCCGGCACGGCAGUGAUCAACGGGAACGGUUUCCGCACGGGACGCUGUUCUAACGGCACGUGCGAGAUCAGCGCUUGGUGUCCGACGGAGCAGGAUAUCCUGCCGCACCCGCCGAAUCUGGCCGGAUCGGAGAAUUUCACGGUGCUGGUGAAGAACCACAUCAUGUUUCCCAAAUUCAAGCUGAAACGACGGAAUAUUCUGACGUCACUGAACGCCAGUUAUCUGGCCACGUGCCGCUUUCAUCCGGUCACGGAUAAGUACUGUCCCAUCUUCGUUAUGAAGGAUAUCGUGCAGAAUGCCGGCGAGGAUUAUACGGAGAUGAGCAGUCGGGGCGGUGUAAUGGGCUUCAUAAUCGAAUGGAACUGCGAUCUGGACUUCUCCUCCGAAUACUGCCUGCCUGAGUACAAAUUCCGCCGCAUGGACAACAAGGAGGACACCCUGGCUAAAGGCUGGAACUUCCGAUAUGCCCAUUACUGGACGGAUGAGUACGGUCAGGGCCGGCGCACCAUGCUCAAAGCCUACGGGAUCCGGGUGGUGUUUAACGUGUACGGCAGUGCCGGGCGCUUCUCGGCGGUGGUGUUCGCCAUGAAUUUGGGAUCCGGCAUCGGUCUGCUGGGAAUGGCCACACUGCUCUGUGACUUCAUCCUGCUGCACUGUCUGAAGAAUAAGAACAAGUUCAAGAAGCACAAGUUCAUCCGCCUGGAGAGCAACUUCCUUAAACGCAAUCCCCGUGAUCCAGCACAUGAGAACGGUAAACCGAAUAACUGGCGCAAAGAACAAGUCUACCGGAAACCGAAGAACACCAAUAUUGACAUGCGCAACACCAGUGCGUUCAUGCAAACGUCGCUGGAUGACAGUAACGGCCUGGAUCCGUACAUAAGAGCCGGUGACAGUUUCCCCUGUAAAGAAUACACGCUGUCGCUACGGUAGAAUUUAAUACCUCGCUGCAGCGAGACAGCGAUCUUUCCGCACUGAUGCUUCCAGAUUGCUCUGUUAAUAUAUUAUCAAUGAAACGUGAUAGGAAACCCCGUACCUGGUUGUGCAUAGUCUGCUUUUUGUCAAGGUGCAUUGUCGUGGAAUAACGCUUAUAAUACUGAACCAAAAAAAU